Messenger RNA from Chara braunii, 739 nucleotides. NCBI's taxonomy places the organism in Eukaryota, Viridiplantae, Streptophyta, Charophyceae, Charales, Characeae. The record is from the annotation of a GenBank genome assembly.
GGACAGUGAGGAACGAGGAGGCUAUAGAGGGUCGAACAGAUCCUAUGAACGGGAUCUGCAGUAUCGAAGAUCCCCACCAAGAUGUUUCGCAUGCAGGGAGCGGGGCACUAUGCCAACCAGUGUCCUAAUCGAGAACGGCCAUCUACAUCCUUCGAUGUACGAAGGGGAAGAUCAACAUCCCCUAGGAAGACGAUGGAUGAAGUGAAGCCGAUCGUGGUACAAGAGACUGUGGCGCUAAAAAAACAGAUUGAGGAGCUGAACCGAAGUCUUGCAUCUGUUUCGGAAUUUGUGAAUAGCGAGAGACUGAAGAAGGAAGAAGAGGAGCGCAAACAGAAGGAGGAGGAGGAGGAAGCGCGGCCUAUGGAGGAAGCGGAAGAAGCCAAAGAGAGGAAGAAUAAGAAGCGGGCUGCGAAACUACAGCGCGAAGCGGAGCGGAUUGCCGAGAUGGACAAGCGAUUGAAAAUGAAGUUGGCACUAAGAACCGGUGACUUCUUCGAGAAGAUCGAAGCUAAUCUAGGGCCUGUCAUUGAGUUGGCUCGUCAUGUCAAAGGGAAGAACAAAGGCAUAAGUCAACCAGCUUCAGCGUCCGGAUCCGGCAGUGAUGGUGACGAUAGUGCGACUGAAGACAUACGACGACAGACAAGGAACCUGACGAUUGGGGACAAGCGUAAGAGGGGACCCGAGCCGGUUUUUUAGGAUAGUCCACCUAUGAUUACGCGAACAAAGAGGACACCACGGA